AUACUCUCGAGUCGCAUCCAAGCUCACAGAGUGGGACUCCUUUGGUCUGUAUCAUCAUUCCUCACAAGUGUCGUCGCCAAAAUUCUCUUGUCACGUCCGUCGCGGCCCUUUACACGCAUCUUUACACUCUCCGUCAGUCAUUCAAUGGCAAGUGGUGAUUGCUAGCGUCGAACAGACACCAAUCCAUUCAUCAUUGGGCUUCCUGUUGGCUCAAAGAACAAUGCCGCAGACACCCACCCAAAACCUGGACGAAGCUCCAGAAGGCCGACAUGGAUCCCAUACAAACAACGUCGUUCCUAAUAAAGAAAAACAUCGUCCUCUAUCCAGAGAUUCCAGCGCGAGUCUCCAAUCUGUUGGUGUAGGAGCCGCCUUUCAGCCUGGCUCGCAACAGCAACCGCCAUCUACACAACAACAUCCUCACCAACACCUGGCGCACGACAAUUCCGCCAUGCCUCUUGACCCUAACGCCUUCUAUGUCCAACACGGCCAAAACCAGGUCAACACUGGCUUAUAUGGGCCUCACACGGAGGAAAUGUUGAUGCACUAUCAACAUCCACACCCACAUCCACAUUCCCAUCAUAACAUGGCUGCGCAUAUGCAGCACCAACAAGCAAUGGGGACAAACUCCAGUGUGCCACCACAACACGACAUGCGUCCUAUGUCGCAGCAAGGCUUCCAAGAGAUGCAACAUUUCCCCAUGCAAUAUCCUCAUGGUAUGCCCCAGUAUGCGGUGCCUCCUCCACAUAUGCAACACAUGCGUCACCACUCGGAACAGUUUGAAGGCUCACCCGCUCCGGAAGACUCCAACACAGAAAAUGGAGGCGCUAAGCGGAGAAAAGGCACCGCCUCCAGUAUGGCCAAUGACCAAGAGCUGAGGCGCUUACUACAACAGUAUCAAGGCAAGACACUGAAAGAAGUGGCCACUGAGGUGCAAAAGAAUGAAGGGUCUGGUGGCAAGUCUGAAAAGGCGAAACAAGUCUUCGCAAUGUUAUGGUUUGUUUUGAUCAUCCCUCUCAACGAAAUCAUCUAAUUAACAUUACUCAGGCUCCAAGAAAACUGCGAAAGAUCAUCUAACUCGGUGCGUCGUGAUCGUGUUUUCACUCGAUACACCGAGAGGUGUGGCAAUGAACGAGUUCCUACACUGAACCCGGCGUCAUUCGGGAAAUUGGUGCGAAUAAUCUUCCCCAACGUACAAACCCGGCGGUUGGGAGUGAGAGGAGAGUCUAAAUAUCAUUACGUCGACUUGUCCCUGGUUCAAGACGAUGAUGACCGCCAGUACAUUCCCACGUAUGAGCGACCCGGGACAGCGAAUGGCAGCCAACAUGGACGACACGAUUCAUUGGAACCGAGUAAGCUCUUCAAAGCUCACGUGUCUCCCCCUAUAGAGCGGCCAGUCUCGCGAGCAACGGUAGAGACUGCCGAUUUCCCUGCACCUAGUGCCUCAUUCCUGGAAAAGGAGGCCGAUCCUGAGCCCGCAGAACGAGUCUCUCAGGUGCCUGCAGCACAGAAACUCGAUUGCAAGUACAUCAACACGCCGACCAUUCGAUUUUCCGUCAAGACGAUCCCUGCCAAUGUCGUAGCAGCAUUGCCUUCAGCUCGCCCCGGUCUUCCCGCUUCGCUCGCAACUUACCUAGCGAUGCCAAACCUCAAGUCUCUGUCAAUGCUGCCCCCUGAUCCUGACAACUUGAUCGAGCUCCCAGACAUCUUCCCCUACCUGGAGGGCACCAAUUACGACGUUAGUAUCGCCAAAGCUCUUUUCCACCUGUACCGGUCGUACUGUAUCGAUAUCAUCGACGCGUUCCGGAAAUGCAAAGAGAAGCCCUUCUUUAACCACCAUUCUGCCUUUAAUGGCAAAAUGACAGUGCCUGUUUCGAAACUCUUCUCCAUGGAGUGCCUGGCACCGUGGAUUCAAGAAUGUGAUAUGCGGACAUGUCAGCAGAUGAUUCGGUUUAUUGCCCCGUUGGCCCUACAGAAUGUGCCGGAUGUGGUUUGGCAUGUUUUUGAUCGAAUUGGAUCAAAAUUGGUCUCUCAUCUGAUCGGGGCGUUUGAGGAAAAAUGCCCAGUUCAUGUAGUCGUGGCAAAGACAGUCCCCGCGGCUCGGUUUGUCCACGUUCUGAAGAAGCUCAAGCCGGCCAACACCGCCGCUCUCCAGCUCAGCCAGAUGCUAGAGGAACCGCAAUUGCGGACACAAAUGUGGCUUGACCUCAUGGCCAUGGUGGAUCCGGACCAGUUGGUAGAGGAAAGCAUGCCACCUCCCGAGAGCCUGAUCAGACUACAAGCGAUUCUGAAAGAGGACAUGCGUCUGCUCGUCUCCCCCAUGGACGGAGAGCUCGUGCGCGCGGCCGAAGGAGACUCCUCCAGCAGUUACGCUAACCUCUUGAACGACGGAGUAGACUAUGGCGAUGGGCUUGUCCCUGAGGAAGAUGAGGACGGCCCGAUUCCACUUCUGGAGAAAUGGAUUUCGUGGCUGGAGCUUUUCCCACAGCUGUUUGAGGGACAUCACGCACAGUGUAUGGUUGAUUGCCAUGGACGCCUUUGGCGAAGUGUGAUGAUGCAAUUUGGUCAAUCUGGAGCACGCAGCUAUCAAUCGUGGUGGUUUGUGGAAUGCUUUGCGACCCAGAUGCUGGAGUGGAUGACGGAGAUGGAGGGCCUAUUAAUGGAUACAGAGGUUCACAAGGCGAUGGACGAGAAGGAGCGCGAAAAGUACGCCGAAGCGUCUACGAGUUGCCCGCCCCGUGGCACGAAACGAAAACGUCGCACCAAUGGGGAUGAGGUCGAUGACAGCGGGGAUGUUGAACUCCUCCCUUCCAAGAAACUGGAGCUGGCGCCCAAAAGCUCACCUCGCCUUCCAGCGCAAUCGCACACUCAAGCGGCGCACGACUUGGACGGAGAUGAGACUGAUGCUGACCUAGACGAGCUGAAUCGCGGAGGACCUCUGGACUUGCCCAGUUUUCACACGGGCUUGAGCAGCCCAAUCAAGCGACAGAGUCGGGGGAACGUGCAAGACGAUAGUGGCAUUGACCUCGGUCUCGACAUCGAUGUCGAGGCCGAAAAGGAGGCCAAGAAGUUCAACAAGCGAGACUGGCUUCUCAGCAGUGACCCGGUUGAUGCCCCGGUCGGGUUGGGUGUUGUGGUGUAAGACGUGCUCACCUGGAACCGAUGUCUGUUCGAUGCGACAUUAAUAUGUUUUGGUUACGAGGGAGUUCUACAGGAGUGGGGGGGACGAGAGACGACCGCAAACGACCUGAAUGAAGGGACGAGGACACCCAAGGUCGGAGGCCAUUGGAACGUGGUGGGCGGUUUGUCCGGAAAUUUUGUCGCCAUAUUCCUCAAUAUACGAAGAGAAACCCCAGAUGUCUGCAGCGACAUGUCAGGCGUAUGGCAUGGGAUUUGACAUAUUGGGUGGUUCUGUAAUUUUCAAAGCCCGUUCGUUUCGAUACCCAGGAUAUGAGGAUGGGCCUUUGCCUGGUGGGAUUCUUUCUAUUGGGUUUGAACUGUCGAUGGACCGGGCAGUGUUUGAGUCGAGCAUGCUUUGCAUUGCAUAUUGUCAGUUUCCCUGUCGGCGAUCAAAAGAGUCCGAGUUUUAUAGGAUUGUCAGGCAGCAACAGGAUCAGUUCCUUUCUAAUAAUAUCGAGAAAAA
Exophiala mesophila is the source of this 3640-nucleotide messenger RNA. RefSeq lists its product as hypothetical. Lineage: Eukaryota; Fungi; Ascomycota; Eurotiomycetes; Chaetothyriales; Herpotrichiellaceae. The record is from RefSeq and is a predicted model, not a curated record. Gene Ontology annotation, molecular function: RNA polymerase II cis-regulatory region sequence-specific DNA binding; DNA-binding transcription factor activity, RNA polymerase II-specific. Gene Ontology annotation, biological process: regulation of transcription by RNA polymerase II. The coding region runs from base 1637 to 3139 and encodes 500 amino acids. The transcript is spliced from 2 exons.